GCAGACUGUGUAUUCCACUCAUACAUCAAUGACAAGAGUCCUGUGGGAACUUUAUACAUGUAACAAGUGCCCGUUAUUGAUGGGGCAUUAAGAGGAGCGCUAUUUCAUUCUCUCUCUCGUUGCUGACGUGUGACAAAUGGAAGCGGACCUGCUGGACACUCUGGAGGCUCUGGGAUACCAAUGUCCUUUACUGGAGGAAGCUGUUUUAAACAAGGCAUUAGAAGCCGGUCUGACAUCCCCUGACUAUUUCCAGGUCCUUUGCUGGCUCUGCUCACAGAUUAAAUUGUUAGGUGGUUUAGAGGAAAGUGUCAGUUCCUUGUGUGAUGAUUUUGAGAGUGUUCAGUUGGAAGUAAGUGGGUUUCUAAAAGAGCUCUCAUGCCCUUAUCCAACCCUUGUGACUGGAGAUAUCAAGGAAAGACUCAAAAGCAGAGAGGAUUGCCUGACGUUGCUGUUGUUCCUAGCCACAGAGCUUCAGGCCUUGCAGAUCAUAAAAAAAAAGAAAAAGAGUGAGGAGCGAGGUGUGACGUCUGCUUUGAGGGGGGGGGGGUGAGCAGAAAAGCAGGUGACGUUGCAUUCCUCUAGCAUAGGAGAUUGCAUACAGGACAAGGAUUUCCCCUGACAAUGUCCUAAAAUAUGUUCCCUACUGGCAGGCCAGUCCAGCCCUGCCCAUGGGCCACUCAGCACUGUGGGCCCCUAGGCUAUAGCCUAGACAUUAAUCCACCCCUGCUCUCUUAUUUCAUAGUGCAUCCUACCCAUUUAGUCUCCAUUAAGUAAACAAAUAAUUCCCUGUAUUCGCAUUGUCUUAAUUUAAGUAGCAGCAACUUCACUAAAAAGCACAAUUGCUGUCCCUGUAUAAUGGCAGCUCAACUGCAAGCUUCUACUGAAUGCCGGGUAACAUAACCACACAGCUGACAUUUAGUUAUUAUAUCUUUUUAAAGAGACGCUAUGCUCAAAGAUCAUGUGUCUGAAAACAAUUUGUAAUGAUUUUAGUAAACAAAAGUAGUUUAAUGCCAUUUCUGCUAUUUCAAGGAGAAGUAUCCUCAAAUGGCUUACUUUUACUUACACUUUUAAAAAACAGUUCAGUUGUGCUUUAUGGCUUUCUUUUAUUACAACAUACCAUUCAGGCCACAUUGGUCAAAGACCCUAUCCCGACCCUAUUUGUUAAACAUGAACUUUGAGUCCAUAAACAAGACUAAAGGACACAGUUUUUAUAGCCAUUUCUUUCACUGAGAAGCAUCAUUGAACGACAUACUUACUGUUAAGUCAUGCUUUAUGGCAGGGAUCCUUACUUUUAUUAUAACACUAUUCAGACCAUAUUGGUCUAGUCUAGAGCCAAAAAUCCCAUUUUUUAACAUCACUGUAGUAUUUUGAGUCCAUAACAGGACGUAGCACCAUAAAAUGCUAUUAAUUAAUUUGAAUUAGUGCUUUGAUGCUGAUCUCUUCUUUUUAUUGUAGUCUGUUUGCUCCGCAGUAAAUGGGCUUCCCCUAGCUUGUUCAUAAUUUCAGAAGCAUAAUACAUGAACAUUGGGGGUUUUAAGAAUCCCUGUACUUGCCAUCUGCUUCUGCCAUUUUUCUAAAGGACAAGGAAAGGGUUUAUCACUAAGGGGACGGGGUUACUGGUUUGCUAGGCAUCCCUCCAUGAUUAGAACUGCUUAUUUCAGACACUGCACAGUAGAAAACCAUGCCGGCCUGGGGUAUAAUUCUACUUUCAAAUGUAAGAGUGGCAUUAGAAUUCUGUGACCUGUACCAUCUUGCUUUUUUAAACAGUACCUGAAAACCGUAUCUGAAAGUGAUUAUCAGUAUUUGUACUUGCAUGGAGGAAUUCAUUUCCUGGUGUUCAGCUGGCUGUUUGCUUUCUGGCAAACAGCAACCCUUUUUUUGCUUUAUGGCAAGGGUGGUAGUUGCUCCAGAAACAAAGCACCAUUAAAUCUUGCAUGUAACAAUAACAAAUUAUCAGAUUCUAAAAAAGAGGGCAGUUAUGUGACGGCAGUAUCCCUUUACGUUCCUUUGUGAUCAUGCAUUUUAGAAAAAUUCUAUUAUUGUCUUUAUCUCAGACUUGGUUUAUAUGAGGAAAUUUUGGUGUGUUAAUGGAGGUUGUAGGUACAGUAUUAUCAGUGGCAAUACUUAUUCACUAACAUGCGUGGUUCCCCAUACAGUUCAUACUCUAACAACUGCGCAUGUAUGGAUUUUGUGUGCUGUAUGUAUUUAUUCUAUUGUGUGGAUUUUCAUCUGUGACAUAUGAUUAGUAUACAAAGGUCUGUAUCAGUAUUGCCUUUUGUCUCUUUAUAGACUGUGUGCGUGAACAUUGUUUUGUAUUGACAACAGUACAAGCAAUGUGCUCGUUCGGUCUAAAGCUGGCCAUAGACGCACAGAUACUAUCGUACGAAUCGAGGAUUCGUACGAUUUUCGGGUCAGGUGUGGAGAGUGCCGACAUCUUUCGUCCGGCGGAGAUCGGUCGAUUGCUCGAUUGGACAGGUUUGAUUUGGACCCGACCGAUCCCCCCGGAGCCCAUUGCGCAUCGUAAUCGGAUCGUUCGGCCAUACGCCCGAACAUUCAGAUUAACCCCGAUAUCGCCAUGCUCGUUAAUGGCAUAUCCGGGAAAGAUCCGCUCGUUUGGCGAUGUCGCCAAACGAGUGGAUCUUUGGAUCUAUGGCCACCUUGACUGAUUUCUACAUUUGCUUGUAUUAACCUUAUUGCAGCAGUGUGACUCAUUUAUAAUGCAGUGCAUACAAAUAUUAUAUGGUGUGCACUAGAGCUGCAAUUUGUGUGCAAGCUCACGACUUGAAAAUGAUUCUAUAAGUCAGUUUACACUUUAGUAUCUGUUUACGUCUUUUUUUUUAUCAUUUUGGGCCAGAUUCAAUUCAGUGAGAAAAAGGUUUAUCACAUGAAAACUCACGGAAGAGAUUCAAUUUAAUCAUAAGAAGUUCUCACUUUUUAUCACAUGAAAACUAUUGGAAAUAUUGGAAAAAACUGGAACUGAAUUUGGAGACCCGUUUUUUCUUCUUGAAUUAAUUCUCGUCCAUGAGUUUUCACCUGAUAAACCGUGAGAUAGCUUUUUUUUUCUCACUGAAUUCAAUGCGGCCCUUUGUGUCAUUAGAAUAAGGCUUUUGUUGUAGUGCCUAUACAUGGGGGGAUGCUCAUGAUGUGCUGGUUAUAUAUUGCUGACACUGGUAUCCUCGCAGUAUUUAGCUGUAGCCCCAUUAUAAACAAACGUUUGAGUCCAGUUGUUCUCCUCAUCCCUAAGUAGUGUUUUCAUCCCACUGGGGCAUGGUAUAAUGCAUAAAUAAGAAACCUAGCAGCACUAAGGGACAGUCAGAAAUGUCUUGAGAAAACCUUGACCCGCACCCGACUCCCCACUCCAUUUACAGACCCGCACCCGACUCCCCACUCCAUUUACAGACCCGCACCCGACUCCCCACUCCAUUUAUAGACCCGCACCCGACUCCCCACUCCAUUUAUAGACCCGCACCCGACUCCCCACUCCAUUUAUAGACCCGCCUGCUGAUAACAUCACAAGAGGGGCAGGCACCAGCCUAUAAAACAGAAAGUCGGAAGACAGCAGUCUAAGGCCGUAGCUUUAACACAAUAAAGCUGAAGUAAAGGCAAUAGGCACAAUAAGGAUAGGCAAUAAUCCCUGGAAUCCCAUUGGAGCAUAUUGCACAGGAAAAUGGGCAACAGACAGUUUAAAAUACCCCCCCCCCCCAGUUAUUAUACAUAAACAACCCUGGUGAUUUAAGGGCAUCGUGAUGACUUAUAAAUUGGUGGAGAGACUGACUGAAUUGGGAUGUAUGAGCAAGUGAUGAGAUUGUAAGUCCCAUGCCCCUUGAAAUGAGUCUCUGACAAAUUCUACAGACUAAACUGGGUGGCUGGCAAUUUUAAUUGAUUGUAAAGACCUUUUAAUGAACUCAAUAAAGGUUACAUUUUAACUAAAAAAAAAAAA
Xenopus laevis (African clawed frog) is the source of this 3940-nucleotide messenger RNA. It is a transcript of the gene fam98b.L, whose product is annotated as family with sequence similarity 98 member B L homeolog. Gene Ontology annotation, cellular component: tRNA-splicing ligase complex. The record is from RefSeq and is marked predicted. Lineage: Eukaryota; Metazoa; Chordata; Amphibia; Anura; Pipidae.